This is a messenger RNA of Monomorium pharaonis (pharaoh ant), 3098 nucleotides long. RefSeq names its product probable aconitate hydratase, mitochondrial. Bases 144 to 2513 code for a protein of 789 amino acids. Gene Ontology annotation, molecular function: aconitate hydratase activity; 4 iron, 4 sulfur cluster binding. NCBI's taxonomy places the organism in Eukaryota, Metazoa, Arthropoda, Insecta, Hymenoptera, Formicidae. Gene Ontology annotation, cellular component: mitochondrion; cytosol. Gene Ontology annotation, biological process: tricarboxylic acid cycle. The record is from RefSeq and is a predicted model, not a curated record. The transcript is spliced from 9 exons.
GGUGCUGCACCGCGGCCUUAGUUUCUCUGUAGUGGCCGGUUCGAGAAGAGCUGCCACGAGGGAAAACCAUUCUCCCCUUCCAACACGGGCGUCUGUGCGGCCCGAAUUACAGACAACCGAGCGUCCAACAGUUCUGACUCGCCAUGUCGUAUUGCACGCGCGUUCUUCGUGCACAGAGAUUGUCCGCUUUAGCGGCGGAUAUACAGCAACGAUGCUUCAGCGCGAGCCCGUUAAGCUUCGCCGCCACGAAGGUGGCGAUGUCCAAAUUCGAUUCAGUCAGCUAUCUCCCUUAUGAUAAAUUGGAAGAAAAUCUUAAAGUAGUUAAGAAGAGACUAAAUCGACCAUUGACUCUGUCUGAAAAAGUUUUAUAUUCUCAUCUCGAUGAACCUGAUAAGCAAGAAGUCACUCGCGGCACCAGCUAUCUUCGAUUACGACCUGAUCGUGUCGCCAUGCAGGAUGCAACUGCUCAAAUGGCUAUGUUGCAGUUUAUCAGUUCUGGCCUACCGAAAGUCGCAGUACCUUCUACAAUCCACUGCGAUCACUUAAUCGAGGCUCAAAUUGGUGGAAAUGAGGAUCUAAAACGCGCCAAAGAUCUCAACAAGGAAGUUUAUAACUUUUUGAAGACAGCGGGUGCUAAAUACGGCGUUGGCUUCUGGAAUCCUGGCUCCGGCAUCAUCCAUCAAAUCAUCCUUGAAAAUUAUGCCUUCCCCGGGCUAUUGAUGAUAGGUACUGAUUCUCAUACCCCUAACGGAGGUGGUCUAGGUUGUCUGUGCAUCGGUGUUGGCGGUGCUGAUGCCGUCGAUGUCAUGGCGAAUAUUCCGUGGGAGCUGAAGUGUCCCAAAGUUAUUGGAGUAAAGCUCACGGGUGAACUCAAAGGUUGGACCAGUCCCAAGGAUAUCAUCUUGAAAGUGGCUGGUAUCCUCACUGUCAAGGGUGGCACUGGCGCCAUCGUCGAGUACUUUGGACCCGGAGUUGACAGCAUCAGUUGCACCGGCAUGGCCACCAUUUGUAACAUGGGUGCCGAAAUUGGCGCGACUACCUCGAUCUUCCCGUAUAAUUACAGGAUGCAGGAUUAUCUGAAAGCGACUGGACGCUUGGAGAUUGCUGGAGCCGCCGAUCAACAUAAGGAAAGUCUGUUAACGGCUGAUUCUAACGCCAAAUACGAUCAGAUUAUCGAAUUAGACUUGUCCACUCUGGAACCACACGUGAACGGACCGUUCACGCCGGAUUUGGCUCAUCCGAUUUCUAAGUUAGGCGAAGCUGCUAAGAAGAAUGGCUGGCCAAACGAGAUCAAGGUCGGUCUGAUCGGUUCCUGUACUAAUAGUUCUUACGAGGACAUGGGUCGAUGCGCGAACAUCGCCAAACAAGCUCUGAAGCAUGGUUUGAAGGCGAAAUCCGCGUUCAAUGUUACACCUGGAUCUGAGCAAAUUCGCGCAACAAUCGAGCGCGAUGGAAUUGCACAAACGCUUCGUGAAUUCGGUGGUACAGUAUUAGCUAAUGCUUGCGGGCCCUGCAUUGGUCAAUGGGAUCGCAAAGACAUCAAGAAAGGAGACAAGAAUACGAUUGUCACAUCGUACAAUCGAAAUUUUACCGGUCGAAAUGAUGCCAAUCCAGCAACACACGCAUUCGUUACAAGUCCCGAACUUGUCACUGCCCUUUCUAUCGCUGGCAGACUUGAUUUCAAUCCGGUGUCAGACAAAUUAAAGGGCAAGGAUGGAAAGGAAUUUCUGUUGGAUAAUCCAUAUGGUGACGAAUUACCUAAUCGCGGUUUUGAUCCCGGUGUGGAUACUUAUGAUGCACCACCAGCAGACGGUAGCAAAGUUAAAGUCGAUGUAGACCCUAAGAGCCAAAGAUUGCAGUUGCUGGAACCUUUCGAUAAGUGGGAUGGCAAGGAUCUGGAAGAUCUAACAAUCUUAAUUAAAGUCAAAGGCAAGUGCACCACGGAUCACAUCUCUGCAGCUGGUCCAUGGCUCAAAUAUCGUGGACAUCUCGACAAUAUUUCCAACAAUAUGUUCAUUGGCGCUGUCAAUUCUGAAAACAGCGAGAUGAAUAAGAUUAAGAACCAGCUAACGAAUGAAUGGGGUGCUGUGCCUGACGUCGCGCGCGAUUACAAGAAGAAGGGCAUAAAAUGGGUCGCAGUGGGUGAUGAGAAUUACGGCGAAGGUUCCUCUAGGGAGCACGCUGCCCUGGAACCACGCCACCUCGGAGGCCGUGCCAUCAUUGUCAAGAGUUUCGCUCGUAUACAUGAAACGAAUUUGAAGAAGCAAGGUCUCUUGCCUUUGACCUUCUCUAAUCCUGCUGAUUAUGAUAAAAUUCAGCCCAACGACAAAAUCAGCCUACUCGGCUUGAAAGAUCUGGCACCUGGCAAGCCGGUCAAAGCACAAAUCAAGCACAAGGACGGCAAAGUGGAUACCAUCAGUCUGAACCAUACGAUGAAUGAGCAGCAAAUCGGUUGGUUCAAAGCCGGUUCCGCCUUAAAUCGUAUGAAGGAAAUAUCAAGUGGCAGACGAUAAGAUAACCGCCGAUUGAGUAUUCAUUCGAUUGUGCGUAAGGCAUUUGUAGAAAAUGGGAAGAAAAAAACAUACUGAAUGGGGCGAAGCCGAUCAGGGUAAUAUAAUGUCAUCUCUGUUCUUGUGGAUAAGCGAAUGAUACGAUAUGAGGCAACCAUCGUAGCUCAAGCAACAUAAACAUCUAAAAUAUAUCGUAAAAUUACCAAAAAUACACUUUUAAAGAUGGAAUUUAAGUAUACUGUUUUACGUAUAUUUUAGAUGUGUAGUGUGUUGUUAAAGUAAAUUUAGUUAACUGUUGCCUUUUGCUUCACUUUUACUCGACAAUAUUAAUCACGUACAUGACGCGGAGAAGACGUGCGUUCGUAAAUUUGGAAACUCUGACGGACGGAGCCUUAUUUAACGUCAAUGCGUAGUCACGUAUGAGUCGAUACGUUCGUUUCGAAACUCGUGUACAGUUCGAGGCGUUGCUACAUGUACAUACAUAUACUCAUCAUCAGUGAGAAAACGCCAUCGUCAUUACCUAGUUGUUAACUGAUUUUAGAAGAAUGUACUAUUUCAACAAAAGCCAAAUAAACUAUUAGCCAACAA